AUGAGAUUCUGGCCAUGUUGGAUGAGUAAUGGGUCUCUCAUGGGAGGACUUUCAAAAAAGUAUGGAUGUUGUAAAGCUUCUGAUGCACUUAUUCUCUUUUCCAUCAAUCUGGAUCAUAUGUCAAUAAUCUUGAUAAUAAAUCAUAUGCAUUAUCUAUUUAAAUUUAUGACGUCACCUGUAAAGAUAGUUUCGAGGACAUCCUCAACAUCUACUUUUCGUUAUGGAGGACGCUUAUGGGGUUCCCCAAUUCAAGAAGGUUUCAACAUAUGGGUUUCUCCUAUAUCUCCUUUGAAAAAGAUGUUGGAAUUCUCACAUUUCUCGUUCCAGAAUAUCGAUGGCUUGAUCGAACAUAUCAAGAAAGUACCCAGUGGUAAUCAAGUAGCUGUCAUGGGUAUUGGUUUGCUCCCUUCUCAACCCAGUGCAGCUCUUUGUAGAGCAUUAUCUUCAUUGGGUGCCGCAAAGAUAUCUAUGGUUGGAACAACCAAUCCAAACUAUUGUUUGGUUGGAUACAAAGGUUUAUCUCCAGGGAUGGCCAGCGAAACAUACGGAAACUCUGCCAUCAAUGAAGUUUGGGCAGAGGGUGAAAUGAGGUCUAUUGGUAAAACUUCAAGUAAGAUUAUCAUGACUUCAUUUAAUUCAACAACUGGGACACCGAAUAUAUUUUUUAGAUACGCUUUAGCAAACAGGGGCCUUCCAAGUCUUGCCAAUGGAAUUAAUGUUCUCGUAUUCAUUCAGAAGCGAAAUCUAUCAAUUAGAUAUCCACCCCAGGUGUACAACUUUCCAACCAAUCUCUACUCCAAUUCCUCAGAAUCUCUAUCAAGAUUCAUCGAUUCACUUGCCGACCAUACUUUAGUCAUGGUGUCCGCUCAAGGACUCAAUUUGGCCAAGACAAACUUGCAACAAAACGCCAUCUCAAGCCUCAGAAAGAUUGGAAGCAAAUUCAUUUCUCAAUACUCUUCCAUUUCCUCAAACGAUUGUUGGUUUAUGAUCAAAAGAAUAGGCUCUGAUUCUAUUUUCACUGAAAUGACCUACAAUCAUAAUUCACCAGCAACAUCAUCUUUUAUUCAAAUCGAACAGAUUGACCACGGUGAUACCUAUCAAGUUGCAGACGACAUCAAUAUCUCUAUUAUGUCAUCAAACCAAAGUAACUUGCCUGUUGGAAUGGAGUCAUUAUUUUACAUUUAUGUUGGUGGUAUAUCAAUAACUCUGGAAGGUCCAUUGGUCAAUGGUUUUGUGAUGUGUGCUAUCAGUGAAAUCGAUGGACACAUUUACUUUAUCAAAAACUAUAAUAUUACUACCACUGAUGGAUCACAAGACAUGGUUAAUGAUAUUGUUGAUAAAAUAUCAGUUGGAUCUUUGGUAGUUGUGUGUUCAGUACUCAACUCUGCUGGACCAAACAUCACAAUGUCGUCAGAUCUAUUGACCUCUCUCGAAAGCAUUGGAUCAGAAUUUGCAUAUGAUAUCACAUCAUCAAGCUCAUAUGCUAUAAUAGGAAGAAAAGGGGCUGCCGUUGGAACCGUCUCCGAGCUGAUAUCCAACACUGGACCAGUCACUCUUUUUUCCAACUUUCAAAAAAGCUUAAAGCCAAUCAAGCCGAUUCAGUACUCCAGUUGGUGA
Molecule: messenger RNA, 1617 nt
Organism: Cavenderia fasciculata
Lineage: Eukaryota; Evosea; Eumycetozoa; Acytosteliales; Cavenderiaceae
Exons: 2
Coding region: 1-1617 (538 amino acids)
Source: RefSeq, a predicted model, not a curated record